UCAAGGGGGUCUCCCCGGCCCCGCAGACGCGCUGGAGCCAAGGGCUGUAGACAUUUGCCAGACGUGUGAACUCUCCUCCUCGCUGGUAGCUGUUAUCUCUGCUCGAUUCCCACUUUGAUGUGCGUUCGCACUUACAAACGAUCCCUCCCGGGACGGAGCGCCCGUAUAAGAGCGGCCGCGGCCCAGGGUCGCCCAGCCCCUCUCCGCCAUGAAUCGGACCGAGAUCCCUUCGGCAGAGACCAAGCCCCAAGGGGUCAGGCCCCACAUCUGCUGUGCGCCCCCUCCCCGCGCCCCCACCUCUCUGGGCAGUCCCACGCUCCUGGUCAGAGCCAAGCCCCGACGGGGCAGCCCCGGGCCGGGCCGGGCCGCCGACAGCGAGCCCUGCGCGGAGGAGCGGAGCGGAGCGGAUCCCCGGGACAUCACCGACCCCUGCCCGUCGGAGCCAGCCUUCACCUCGGAGCAGGUCUGCCGCCUGGAGAAAACCUUCCAGCGCCACAAGUACCUGGGCGCCACGGAGAGGAGGAAGCUGGCGGCUGCCUUGCAGCUCUCGGAGAUCCAGAUUAAGACCUGGUUUCAGAACCGGAGGAUGAAACUGAAGAGACAGAUACAGGACCACCAGCACAGCCUCGUGUCCCCUGUUCCAGUCCUCAGCUACGGCGCGGGGACCUCACCAGCUCUGUUUCAGGAUGGGCUCCACUACCCCUUUGCUGCCCAGCACCAGAGACUCCUGCCUUUUACCCCGAUGCCUGCUGUGCAGUUCAGCUUCUCCUUUCCCAGAUAUGACGCACCACAAAGCACCUACCACUUUAUGGCAAAUGAACUGCCCUACUACCAUCAACACCUUCUUCCUCAUCCUUCUUUCCAUCCAGUUAUGCAGAACAAAAUGGACAGGCAAUGCCACCCUGUAUAUGCAUUAUAGUGAAAAAAACCGUGUUUUAUGCUCUAAUGCAAUUCAUGCUCAGAAUCUGUUGACCGAUUUGGAAGAAUAUCUUUAUUAUUUAAAGUUAAAUGU
This is a messenger RNA of Cyanistes caeruleus (blue tit), 1012 nucleotides long. The record is from RefSeq and is a predicted model, not a curated record. NCBI's taxonomy places the organism in Eukaryota, Metazoa, Chordata, Aves, Passeriformes, Paridae.